This is a messenger RNA of Sungouiella intermedia, 753 nucleotides long. The record is from the annotation of a GenBank genome assembly. Lineage: Eukaryota; Fungi; Ascomycota; Pichiomycetes; Serinales; Metschnikowiaceae.
AUGAGUGUACCUUCUAUUCCUAUAGAAACACAAGCAGUGCCCCAAGCACAAGAGGAGCAGUACGUUCACGAAGUUUAUAAUGAAAUUGCCAGUCACUUCUCUCAGACAAGAUACAAGCCAUGGCCCAUAGUGGAAAAGUUCCUCAUGAGCCAACCGGACUAUAGUAUAGGAAUCGAUGUGGGUUGUGGAAACGGCAAAUACAUGGGGGUCAACAAAAAGUUGGAGAUCCUUGGAUCAGACAGAUCAGAUGGAUUGGUGGGAUGUGCCCAGGAAAUCAGCAAAGGAAAGUACUCACUCUGUGUGGCCGAUGGUUUGCAUCUUCCUCAUGAAAAUGAUCGGUUUGAUUUUGCCAUAUCAAUCGCAGUAAUCCACCAUUUUGCUACAGAAGAACGGCGUAUCGAGGCUAUCAAACACAUUCUUCUGAAACUUAAGGUUGGAGGAAAAUUUCUUGUAUAUUGUUGGGCCUUGGAACAAGAGAAGUCACGCAGAGGUUACAAGGAAGGAGAUGACCAGGACAUCUUAAUUCCUUGGGUUCUACAGAAAAAGGGAAAGAAGAGCAAGAAGGACAAGGCGAGUGAAAAUGAGGCGGAGAACGAGAAUGAAGAGAAGGAAGAAGAGCCUCAGACGAAAUACAGAUAUUAUCAUCUCUAUAGAAAGGGAGAAUUGAUUGAGAACGCAGUGAGAGCCGGUGGAAAAGUGGUAGAUUCUGGAUAUGAGAAGGAUAACUGGUGGGCCAUCGUGGAAAGGGUGUAG